CCCCAAAGCUUAUGGCGGCCUUUCCAUGGCUCAGUUUGGAUUUUCAAUCCUGUUCAUGGAGGAAUGUGAGAAUUGGACUGAGUGGGGCUGAAACGUGGGUAAGGGGUCAAGUGAGUGCUUAAACCCUGCAGCUCCUGGUUUGGUUACGUGGGUAACUGCUUUGCAACCUGGAGCUCAGUAGAUAUUCGGGAGCCUGAGCUGGAGCAGGUUGAGUGUGUCACCCCCUGGGAGGGAUGCUGGGCUGGCCCUGACUGUGCAGAGCACAGCCCCGCUGCCAUGGGACCUGCCACGGCUUCAGCAAUUCCCCGGGAUAGAGACAAGCCAGGCAGGACUGAGAGCACACACGUGUGCUCACAGGCACUUGUGUCUGAGCUGUCUUCCAGUCACCCUUGUGCUGCUCCAGAGCCCUGGCACUCACCACUGCUGGCAGGUGCUGCUCCUCUGGGGCUGAAUGUUCCUGUUUGGGUGUUUCAUCCAGCUCUGAGCCUUCCUCACCUUCCCAACAUCAGUGCAGUGGGAAGGGCUGCUCCGGAGGGAAGUGUGUGGGUGUCCCUGUGGCAGUGGGACUGUGUGUGCGUGCACCAGUCCCACCAGUGACACCGAGAGCUGCCGGUGAUGCCGGCACUCAGUGGGAUGCCCCCGCAUGGUGCUGGGGCUGUCGCAUAGCCUGGCCUGCCCUGAGCACCACUGUCACCACCGCUGUCACCACACCACCAUCGCCAUGCCACCACAGCCCUUCGCUGAGCCCUGGCUGAGGUUUGCAGGGCCCUAAUCCCUUUCCCUUGUGUCUCUUUCAUCUCCAGUCGGACCAGGAGAGUGGUAAUAGACCUUCUUACUAAAUUAAAUGUGCAGGCUGCUCCUCAAGGCACGGCGCGGUUCAACCGUAGUGUUUGAUUUCCCAGCCACAGCAGUAUGGUGCCUCCAGGGAAAAAGCCGGCUGGGGAAACUUCCAAUUCCAAUAAAAAGUGUAAACGCUAUUUCAAUGAGCACUGGAAGGAAGAAUUUACCUGGCUGGAGUUUGACUAUGAGAGGAAACUCAUGUUUUGCAUAGAGUGUCGGCAGGCGCUGGUGAAGAACAAGCACGGUAAAGCGGAGAACGCCUUUACCGUGGGCACGGACAACUUCCAGCGCCACGCACUGCUGCGGCACGUCACCUCCGGCGCGCACCGCCAGGCGCUGGCCGUGAACCGCGAGCAGCUGGCCUUCGAGACCCGGGUCCACGGCCACCCCGAACUGCGCUCGGUCAUCAAGGUGGAGGUGAACCCGGCGAAGGUGGCUGUCCUCACCACCGUCUACUGGAUGGCCAAGGAGGAGAUCCCGGAUGAGAAGUGCUCCUCCCUGCUCAACUUCCAGAAGUUCAACCUGUGCCAGGCGCUGCUGGCCUCGGAGCACAGCGAGUACUACCACCCCGGCAGCGUCAGGGAGAUGCAGGCAGCCAUCGCCAAAGUCCUGCACAACGAGGACAGGCACAGGAUCAAAGCCUCGCCGUUUGUGGGGCUGGUGGUGGAUGAGACAGUGGAUGUCCUGGAGCACCGCAGCCUCGCCAUGUUCACCACGACUGUCUCCCCCUGCAACGGGCAGACCUCCACUGCCUUCUUGGGCAGCUUCGAGCUGCCCGCCGGGGAGGCCUCCACCGUGGCGGGCAAGGUGGGUGAGGUGAUGCGCUCCUUCGGCAUCCCCACCAUGAAGCUCGCCUGGCUCAGUGCCGACAGCACCUCGCUGGUGGCCGAGCGGCUGAACGGGGUGGGGACCGCGCUAACCUCGCUCUGCCCGCUCCUCACCGAGAUGCACUGCCUGUCCCACGGCAGCUCCCUGCUGCCGGCUGAGACCAUCGGCACCACUGAGUACCUCCAGAAGUACGAGACCACUGUGGAUGCUGUGUACAGGCUCUACUCCAGCUUCCAGGGGGGAAGCGAUGGCCUGCGGGAGCUGCGGAGCGUCCUGGACCUUUGUGAGAUAGACCUUGGGAGCCCCAAAGCCAUCCACUGGACUUCUAUCUUCCCAGCUGUGGAAGCCAUUGACUCCUCGUGGCCCACACUGGUGCUGCUGCUGGAGAGCGAGGCAGAGCACUCGCCUGUGGCCCGUGGCCUCUGCGAAGAGCUCAAGAAGUUCCAGUUUGUGGCCUUCACCAAGAUCCUCCUGGACGUCCUCCCCAUCUUCCAGAAGCUCAGUCGCUUCUUCCAGAUCGAGGACUUUGACCUUUCCCUCCUGAAGCCCAUCGUCUCGGCCACGGCCGCCACGCUGCAGGCCCAGCAGAGCACCAGCGGCCAGAACCUCCAGGAGUUCCUCAGCGAGAUGAACGAGCACCCGCGGGACGGCCAGGAGGGUGAGAGCCGCCUCUACUACAAGGGUAUCGAGCUGGCCAACUGCUCUCAGGUGCACCUGAAGCACUUUGAGCACUUGAAGGAGACCUACCUGGAGAGUGUGCGGGGCAACCUGCUAGACAGGUUCCCCACCAGCGUUCUGGAGGCCAUCAGCUCCUUCUCAGCCAUUUUCAACCCCAAGUGCUAUCCCCAGUCUCUGGAGGACAUUGGCAGCUAUGGAGUCAGCGAGCUGAAUUUCCUGCUGCAGGCGUACUCGCGGGUGGUGGUGAGUGAGAGGGCCCUGAGCGACUUUCCCCUCUUCAAGCGCAUCGUCUUCAGCCUCAGCCAGCUCUCCUUCAAGGACCUCUGUGUCAAGCUGGUCUACAGCAGCUCUGAGAUGCACGAGCUCUUCCCAGACUUCGCUGUCCUGGCGGCCAUCGCCCUGGCCUUGCCCUUGGGCUCGGUCCUCGCCGAGAAGAUCAGCCGGGGCCGGGAGCUGCUGAAGCGCAGCCGGUCGCGCCGGACGAAGGACGAGGGGCUCUCUGACCUCAUGAAGAUCGCCAUCGACGGGCCGGCCAUCAGUGAGUUUGACUUUGCGUUGGCCAUCGAGUACUACGAAAGCAUGAGGGAGUCUGGGUUCAUCAUGACGCAGGUGAAGUGAGUGUGGCCAGUGAGGGCUGAGCCCUCGGGCGGGAGCCGGGGCCUGCAGGCAGUGCCCAGCACCAGCUCAAUGCUGCCUUUCCACGUCGCUGGUCACUGUGGGGCUGGGCGGCCGCGGUGGAUGGUGACCUGCUCCGUGCUGGGAAGAGGAAACAGGAUCCUUCACAAAGCCACGCUGGUCCUAUGACCACCCCUCCCUCAUCCACCAAGCAUCUGGCUGAAUUGCCCAGAAUUCAAAAGCCUGGGGCCACCUAAGGUCCCAAAUUGCAAUGAUUUUUCUCCAAGGGUUUGUCAUUAUUUUGUUUUAGGGAUAGGAAGGCAAAUCUUCUCUUGAGCUCAAAUGUCAUGUUGCCUUUGCACAAAGAUACCCAGCAGCUUCUGCUUAAUACUCUGCAAAAAUAAUAGAUUUCUGUUGUUCUGGAGCCUCGAGAGCGAAUGCAGAAAAGGCAGAACAUCCUCCCAGCCUGGAGUCGACCCUGACAUGCCUGGCGGUGUCGUGUUGGUGUUCCUUGUGCACAGCACAGAGUAUUUUUAGCAGUGGCAUCAAGUCAUGAUCAUUUCAAGAGCAAGAGAUUUAGGGAACGAUAUUGUAAUGGCCAAGGAAAUAUAACUUUAAAUGCGUCAUUGUGUACAUAUGUGUAUGUGUGUAUAUAUAUAAAUAUAUAUAUAUAAAUAUAUGUAUUAAAAAGGUCUAACUUAAUUUUCCUAGUGCUUAAAGUUUAAAGAUAUAUAAAGGGACUUUUUUUGCAAGGACAGAAUAAAUUAUGAUCGGCGUCCAGAAAUAAUCAGUAGUGUAUUUCUGGUCUUUCCAAAACGUCCACACGUCUCAGCUUUCCCUUUGCACCCUGAGCUCUCGGCAACCUGCUGCCCAAGAGAAAGUCCUUCAACACCUGCUUUUGAGACCAUCCAGAGGUGUUCAGCUUGCAUUCCUCCUCUGAAGUGUUACUCUCUUUAUCCUGAGGUGAGCAGAGCUGUUGGUGCCCGUGGUGGGCAGGGGCUUGGGCACCUCUGCCCUCGGGUCUGGGGGUGCUGGCGCGGUGGCUGAGUGGGGCUGGGGUGCUGCGUGGUGUGUUCCAGCAUGACAGGGCUCUGCUGGUUUUGACUUGGAAGGCUGUUUCCU
Pipra filicauda (Wire-tailed manakin) is the source of this 4083-nucleotide messenger RNA. It is a transcript of the gene CUNH17orf113, whose product is annotated as chromosome unknown C17orf113 homolog. The record is from RefSeq and is a predicted model, not a curated record. Lineage: Eukaryota; Metazoa; Chordata; Aves; Passeriformes; Pipridae. The coding region runs from base 913 to 2964 and encodes 683 amino acids. The transcript has 3 exons.